This is a messenger RNA of Protopolystoma xenopodis, 858 nucleotides long. The record is from the annotation of a GenBank genome assembly. NCBI's taxonomy places the organism in Eukaryota, Metazoa, Platyhelminthes, Monogenea, Polystomatidea, Polystomatidae.
AUGGAAGAAAGGGUUUGCCUGUGCGAUGGUAUCCCUAAAUCACGACCAGGUGGCAGCCUCUUGACGGAUUUUUCCUGUAUGGCAGUCAGCCACCCAACACCUUAUAACCAACAAUUUGUUCCAUGCUGCACUCGGAUUCAGCAGUUCAAACACUUGCCUUUGGAAACAAGCUCUCCACCCACGUCUUGUAUCUCUUCAAAGGGGAACAGCGAUGCUGAAGAGGCUAUCGUCACAGCCCCAGUUACCACCUCUGGUAUCACACUUGAUAACCCUCCAAAUGGGAGUGGGCCGGACGCAUCUAGGGUCGGCUGCGACAGUGUUGCUGUCAUCACUACCAAGCAUAAGACUGCUCUUCAUUUGGCUGCACCUCGGACUCCUGGCUCCCCCACACAUCGAGUGACAGCCUCGAUUGGUGGCUUGGCCGGGAUUUCCGGCCUACAGUGUAGAUUAGUGGCGCCAAAUGCUUGCUCGGUUGAGGCGCCAAGCGGAGGUAGCCUUCCUUUGUUAAGCCUCUUGCAAACAACUGUCUGUGACCAUCCCCUUAGACCUCCGCCACUAGGUAAUCACCUUCGUCACCCUCAGCCUAAAUUACAACAUUGCCCACCAGAACUUCAUUUAGAUCCUCAUCACCACACAUGCCACCUAAAGCAAUGUCGUCAGUACCUGGAGGCUUGUCAAUCUCAGCUUUCUGUCGGCCAGACUCCUUCGACUUUCAGCCGGCAGUCAGAAAUAGAAAAUGCAAAUGUCAUCUCGGAGAUUGGACCUCGAUCGAUAACUCCUUCGUCUUCCGCUUCUUCAUCGGCAACCACCACAACCACUACUGAAGAUGAUAUUUGCGAGAAGCUUAAGUUGAAGCUG